This is a messenger RNA of Pipistrellus kuhlii (Kuhl's pipistrelle), 2166 nucleotides long. RefSeq names its product sialic acid-binding Ig-like lectin 5. Gene Ontology annotation, molecular function: sialic acid binding. Lineage: Eukaryota; Metazoa; Chordata; Mammalia; Chiroptera; Vespertilionidae. The transcript has 10 exons. Gene Ontology annotation, biological process: cell adhesion. The record is from RefSeq and is a predicted model, not a curated record. Gene Ontology annotation, cellular component: plasma membrane. Bases 115 to 2166 code for a protein of 683 amino acids.
UCACCACAGGCUUCCUGUCUAAGCUUUCUCUGCUCUCCCUUAUCUGAAUCUUUCCACUCUCUCGCAGAAGGACCCGAACUGAGGAGACAGACCGUGUCAGGGCAUGAGGAAGAGAUGUUUCUGAGGCUGCUGCUGCUGCUGCUCCUGCCAGUGCUGUGGGGGGGAUCCCUGGCUAAGGAUUCAAGGUACUGGCUGAAACUAACGGAGUCUGUGACUGUGCAGGAGAGUCUGUGUGUCUUAGUGCAGUGCAAGUUUCCCUGGAGUGGAUCCCCCUAUCUGUAUUUGUUCAAGAAAGUAGGGAUUAAAAAUAAUGCUCAUUUAGUGGCCACAACUGAUCCCGAAGAGGAGCUACAGGAGAGGAUCCAGGGCCGGUUCUUGCUCCCCAGGGACACCAAGUCCAAGAACUGCUCCCUGAUCAUCAGAGAUGCCAACAUGGGGGACAGUGGAACCUACUUCUUUUAUUUAAAAUAUAAAUUCUAUGGAACAAAAUUUGAAGAUGCAUUUUUCACUCUGAGAGUGACAGGUAUAGUAGGGGCCCAAAGAAAGACCCCACCCCGGGUGUCAGGUACCAGAAAUGGAAAAAUGAAGGCCCCUCAGGUUGGGGUGGGGACAGCCAUGACAAAACCCUGGGGCAGGCUGACAUGCCGAGGGGUCCUAACCAUCUCUCUCUUCACUCCAGCCCUGACUAACAAACCUGAGAUCCUCAUCCCAGGGGCCCUGGAGUCCGGCCGCCCCAAGCAAUUGAACUGUUAUGUGAGCUGGGCCUGUAAGGAGGGCACACCCCCCAUCUUCUCUUGGACAUCAGCUGCCCACAGCUCCCUGGAUCUCAGGUCUCAUCCUCUGUCCUCCAUGCUCACCCUCACCCCACGGCCCCAGGACCACGGCACCAACCUCACCUGUCAGGUGCACUUUCCUGCCACUGGUGUGACCAUGGAGACAACCAUCCAGCUCAAUGUGGCCUAUGCUCCACAUAACAUGGCCAUCAGCAUCUUUCAAGGAAACAGCACAGCCCUCAAGAUUCUGCAAACCACAUCCCUUCCCAUCCCGAAGGGUCAGACCCUGAGGCUGCUCUGUGUGGCUGACAGCAACCCUCCUGCCAAGCUGAGCUGGUUCUGGGGGUCCCCGGGCCUGAACGCCACCCCCAUUUCCAGGACCGCCAUCCUGGAGCUGCCUCGCGUGGGGCCUGCACAGGAAGGAGAGUUCACCUGCCAAGCUCAGCACCGGCUGGGCUCCCAAACUGUGUCUCUUAACCUCUCCGUGGUCUACCCUCCACAGCUGCUGGGACCCUCCUGCUCCUGGGAGGACCAGGGUCUGCACUGCAGCUGCUAUGCCAGGGCCCAGCCGGCCCCCUCCCUGCGCUGGCGCCUGGGGGCGGGGCUGCUGGAGGGGAACCACGGCAAUGCUACCCACAAGGUUACCUCCCGCUCAGCGGGGCCCUGGACCAACAGCUCCCUGAACCUCUGCUGCGAGGGGCUCAGUAAGGGACUCAGACUCAGCUGCGAGGCCCGGAAUGAGCACGGGGCCCAGAGCGCCUCUGUCCUGCUGCUGCCAGGUAAACCGGAAUCCAGGGCCGGUCAAGUCCUGGGAGUGGUUGGGGGAGCUGGCGUCAUGGCCCUGGCCCUGCUUUCUCUCUGCCUCUGUCUCAUCUUCAGAGUGAAGACCUGCAGGGACAGAGCAACCCAGCUAAUGCAGAGCGUGGACAAGGAUGUGAACCCAGGCUCUGGCUCCAGCUCCGGCUCUGGCUCUGGGGCACACCAGCGCCCGUUCCGGACGGCCAGCCCUUCGGCUCCCCCAGCCCCUGGGCGUGCCGGCCCCCUCGCCAACGGGGAACAGGACCUCCACUAUGCUGUCGUCAGGUUUCACAACCCGAAGCCGCAGGGAACGGAAGAGGCCAGCAUCGUGUACUCGGAGAUCAAGACUCACAAGACGUUCAACUCCUCAGCGGUCACCCUCACACCAGGGCCCCAGGACCACGGCAUCAACCUCACCGGGUCACUGGCCUUCCCUGGAGCCGAGGUGAGCGCCGAGAGGACCAUCCGCCUCAGCGCGUCCUGCUACAAUAUGGGCCCCAAAAUGAUGUCUACUUACCCCGAAAGUGACUCUGGCCCUUCCCUGCUCAGAACUCACCAUGGCACCCUCAUCCCUCAGUGCAUCCCCUGUGCAUGA